ACCCCUUCAAAGUUCAGUCCCCACCAUCGCCAUUUUUCACCAAUGCUCUCUCACCUUUCACAGUCACCAAGGGACCGACUCUUCUUUUUUAUCUCACAUGAAAGUUGAAACCUUUCCACUUCCACCCCCAACUUUUUCUUAUUGGAUUACAUUAUCAUCCCCUUCUCCUUCCCCCCCUUUCUUUUUCUCUCUCAACAAAUUUGCUUCCUGGGUUUCUUUCCCUCUGGAUUGACUUCCAGUUUCUAGCUUCAAGACCCAAUUCUUAUCUCUCUCUUGUUCUUCAGGUGAGGAAGCAUAGAGAAUUUUAGUAGCUUCCGUAUCAUAUCUCAUACUAAGGUAAAAGGCAGUAGCAGAUUAGGAUUUUUUUUGGUGUAAAUCUGAUUUUUGGAUCUCGCCUGAGUUUCAUCGUCUGAAUUUGGUGAAUAUCUGCUGAUUCAUUUUUGUGGGGAAUGAUGAUGAUGUUCAAUGAGAUGGGAUUUUGUGAUGAUAUGGAUUUCCUUUCUGCUCCAAUUGUGGAAGGAGAUGCCAUAGCUCCACCAGCCGAUCCUGAAGUCGUGGUGGAAGAUGAUUAUUCUGAUGAAGAGAUCGACGUCGAUGAGCUUGAGAGGAGGAUGUGGAGGGAUAAGAUGCGUCUCAAACGCCUUAAAGAGCAAAGCAAGGUUAAGGAAGGGAUCGAUAUUGUGAAACAGCGACAGUCUCAAGACCAGGCUAGGAGGAAGAAGAUGUCGAGGGCACAUGAUGGGAUCUUGAAGUAUAUGUUGAAGAUUAUUGAAGUUUGUAAUGCCCAAGGUUUUGUAUAUGGAAUAAUUCCUGAGAAGGGAAAACCAGUAACUGGGGCAUCGGAUAAUCUGCGAGAAUGGUGGAAAGACAAGGUCAGAUUUGAUAGAAACGGACCAGCUGCCAUAGCCAAGUACCAGGCAGACAAUGCAAUUCCAGGACGAAAUGAUGGAUGUAAUUCGAUCGGUCCAACCCCGCACACCUUGCAGGAACUUCAGGAUACCACCCUAGGAUCUCUUUUAUCAGCUCUGAUGCAGCACUGUGACCCUCCUCAACGAAGAUUUCCAUUGGAGAAAGGUGUUCCCCCACCAUGGUGGCCUACUGGAGUCGAGGAAUGGUGGCCUCAGCUCGGGUUGCCGAAGGACCAAGGUCCUCCACCUUACAAGAAGCCUCACGACUUGAAGAAGGCGUGGAAAGUCGGUGUUUUGACUGCGGUCAUCAAGCAUAUGUCCCCUGAUAUAGCCAAGAUCCGCAAGCUUGUUAGACAGUCCAAGUGUUUGCAGGACAAAAUGACUGCCAAGGAGAGUGCUACAUGGCUUGCUAUUAUCAACCAGGAGGAGAUCUUGGCUCGGGAGCUUUAUCCCGACUCUUGCCCCCCUUUGUCUUCUGGUGGGGGUAGUGGAUCGUUGGUCAUUAAUGAUUGCAGUGAAUACGAUGUAGAAGGCGCUGAGGAGGAACCAAGCUUUGAUGUUCAAGACCGUAAACCUGAUAACCAUAGCUCAUUCAACUUGGGAAUGGACAGAAUGAGAGAACGGGUGUCCCUUCGACAACCAUCUUAUGCAAUCAAAGGAGAGGUUCCCACAAACUUGGAUUUUAUGCGAAAGAGGAAACCGACCAGCGAUUUGAACAUGAUGAUGGAUCAGAAAAUCUAUACUUGUGAAUUCCUCCAGUGUCCUUAUAGUGAACUUCGUCUCGGGUUUAAUGACAGGACGUCCAGAGACAAUCAUCAGUUGACCUGCCCAUAUAGAACUUCUUCAGAAUUCAGUGGCUCAAGUUUUCACGUCAACGAGGUCAAACCAGUUAUCUUCCCUCAGUCGUUCGCCCCGCCCAAGUCAGCUCCACCACCGGUCAGCUCAGUUCCACCUUCCUUUGACCUGUCCACUUUAGGCGUUCCAGAAGAUGGCCAAAAGCUGAUCAGUGAACUCAUGUCGAUCUAUGACACCAACAUCCAAGGCAACAAGAACAACUUAAACACCGGUAGCAGUGCCAUCACGGAGAACCAAAAUCUUCCUCAGUUGAAGAUCCAACCUCAACAAGAUGAAUACUUCCGCAAUCAAGGUCUAAUGAUCGAGGGAAACUUCUUUGAGGGACCGAAUGUUUCAAGCAGCCAUCAAAUGUUCACAAGAGAUGAAGGCCAAUUCGACCGGUUUAAGCCAGUGAAUUCACCUUUCGAAAACAACCACCAUCAGCACAACAAUAACAACAACAACUUCCACUUGAUGUUUAGCUCUUCAUUUGAUUUGUCGACCUUCGACUACAAAGAAGAAGUACCUGGAGUAGCAGCCAUCGAUACACUGGCGAAACAGCAAGACAUUCCAUUAUGGUAUCAUUGAGCACGCUCUCACUCCGAUGCUUUAUUGAUGAAUUCUUUCCGUCGAAAGCAGCAGCAGCAGCAGUAACAGCAGCUGCAGCAGCAGUGAAAUUCAUAGCAGUUCUUUUUACAGUUUGAGUAUCUCUCUCUCUCUCUUAUGGGGUUUGCCUUUUACUUUUACUAGGAACCAGUCAAAGUUACCUUUUGGGGUUUGGCCUAACUUGGUGAAACUAUGAAAUUGUGUUGUCUAAAAAGAAAUGUUCGGUGAUGCAUCCUACUGGUCAUUCACACAAAUGGAUGGAUAAUGUCAUUAGCUUGUAGAAUAUCUUUUUAAGGUCAUCAUGUAAUGUAAGUCUUAAGUUUCUCCAAUAGACUGAUAAAUAAGUGGAGAGAAUCCUUUUAGUAUUACUGCUACUACUUACCCUGCCCUGUUGUUGAUUACAUAUCCAAAUGAUUGUCUAUAUGAAAUAACUAUUUCAACAA
Benincasa hispida (wax gourd) is the source of this 2791-nucleotide messenger RNA. RefSeq names its product protein ETHYLENE INSENSITIVE 3. NCBI's taxonomy places the organism in Eukaryota, Viridiplantae, Streptophyta, Magnoliopsida, Cucurbitales, Cucurbitaceae. Gene Ontology annotation, cellular component: nucleus. Gene Ontology annotation, molecular function: DNA binding; DNA-binding transcription factor activity. The record is from RefSeq and is a predicted model, not a curated record.